Xyrauchen texanus (razorback sucker) is the source of this 4034-nucleotide messenger RNA. RefSeq names its product peptidylprolyl isomerase domain and WD repeat containing 1 (gene ppwd1). NCBI's taxonomy places the organism in Eukaryota, Metazoa, Chordata, Actinopteri, Cypriniformes, Catostomidae. Gene Ontology annotation, molecular function: protein binding; peptidyl-prolyl cis-trans isomerase activity. The record is from RefSeq and is a predicted model, not a curated record. The transcript is spliced from 12 exons. Bases 12 to 1880 code for a protein of 622 amino acids. Gene Ontology annotation, biological process: protein peptidyl-prolyl isomerization.
UUCAUGAGAAAAUGGCGUCCGACGUGAGUCGUGAUAGCUCUGAAAAUAAACGCAAACUAGAGGAGGAUGAAGACGGAGAGGAAUGGGUCGGUCCUCUGCCCAGUGAGGCCACUCAAACAAAGAAAAAGAAAGUUCUUGAGUAUGAACGAGUGUAUCUGGCCAAUUUACCCUCUGCCUCCAUGUAUGAAAGAAGUUACAUGCACAGAGAUGUUAUUACACACAUCGUUUGUUCCAAAACAGAUUUUAUCAUCACAGCAAGUCAAGAUGGCCAUGUGAAGUUCUGGAAGAAGAAGGAGGAUGAGGGGAUAGAGUUUGUCAAGCAUUUCCGCAGCCACUUGGGUGUGGUGGAGUGUAUUUCCGUGAGUGCGGAGGGUGCGCUUCUCUGCUCUGUGGGUGACGAUCAGGCUAUGAAAGUUUUUGAUGUCGUUAACUUUGACAUGAUCAACAUGCUCAAACUUGGCUUCUACCCGGGCCAGUGCGAAUGGAUCUAUAAUCCAGGAGAUGCGAUCUCCACAGUCGCCUGUUCCGAGAAAUCAACAGGGAAGAUUUUCGUUUACGAUGGGCGUGGAAGUAAUCAGCCCCUGCACAAGUUUGACAAGAUGCACAAUGCGCCAUUGUCCCAGAUCCGUCUGAACCCAAAGUUUCGUGUCAUCGUGUCUGCCGAUAAAGCAGGUAUGCUGGAAUACUGGACGGGGCUCCCCAGUGAAUUCAGAUUUCCCCGGCAGGUAGAGUGGGAGUAUAAGACAGACACAGACUUGUAUGAGUUUGCCAAAUGCAAAACAUAUCCCACCAGCCUGGCAUUCUCACAAGAUGGCAAGAAAAUGGCCACCAUCGCCGUUGACCGCAAAGUGAGGAUUUUUCGUUUCCUGACUGGGAAGUUGAUGAGGGUGUUUGACGAAUCGUUAACGAUGUUCACGGAGCUCCAGCAGAUGAGGCAGCAGUUGCCCGAUAUGGAAUUUGGUCGCAGAAUGGCGGUGGAGAGAGAGCUGGAGAAGGUAGAUGGCAUCCGACUGACCAACAUUAUCUUCGAUGAGACGGGACACUUUGUGCUGUACGGCACCAUGCUGGGCAUCAAAGUUAUAAACGUGGAGACUAACAGGUGUGUGCGGAUCCUGGGGAAACAGGAGAACAUUCGUGUUGUGCAGCUGAGCUUGUUUCAGGGUGUAGCAAAGGCCAUGCAGGCAGCACCAACCAUUGAGAUGAAAGCCUCCGACAACCCCGCACUGCAGAGCUCCGAACCAGACCCCACCAUCUUCUGCACCGCCUUCAAGAAGAACCGCUUUUACAUGUUUACAAAGAGAGAGCCAGAGGACACUAAGAGUGCCGACUCUGACCGUGACGUCUUUAACGAGAAACCAUCUAAAGAGGAAGUGAUGGCAGCUACACAAGCAGAAGGGCCGAAGAGAGUGUCAGACAGUGCUAUCAUUCAUACCACUAUGGGCGACAUCCACAUCAAACUCUUUCCUGUGGAAUGCCCCAAAACAGUGGAGAACUUCUGCGUUCACAGCAGGAACGGCUACUACAAUGGCCACCUAUUCCAUCGUAUCAUCAAGGGCUUCAUGAUCCAGACCGGUGACCCGACGGGCACAGGGAUGGGAGGGGAAAGCAUCUGGGGUGGGGAGUUUGAGGACGAGUUCCAUGCCACCCUUAGGCACGAUAGACCCUACACACUCAGUAUGGCCAAUGCAGGCCCAGGAACCAACGGAUCACAGUUCUUCAUCACUGUCGUCCCAACUCCCUGGCUGGACAACAAGCACACUGUCUUUGGGAGGACCACGAAAGGGAUGGAGGUGGUCCAGAGGAUCUCCAAUGUUAAAGUCAACCCCAAAACCGACAAGUCAUAUGAAGAUAUCAGCAUCAUAAACAUCACCGUCAAAUAGAUGUGGUCACAGCUCUACUCUCCCGACUGUGUAAAAUAAAGUGUCUUUUUUUUAAUCGUGUUUUUGUUGCACUUCAUCAUUCCAAACACAAUGUGCAGUGUUUUUCAGCUUUGUUUUUAAUAGCGUAACAUUAUGAAUGGUUAUACAAAAAGCUGUCAUCAAAUCAACACGAAACAAAUGUUUGGAUGAACUGAUUUGAGGUUUCCAAAAGCCACAUUAACGAAAACUUUCACAAUUUGAAAUGCAUCACACAUGCUUUUCCUAAGUACAGUUAGUCAACAUUACAUAGCAAUGAGGAACAAUGUUUCAAACAAAGGAUUGUUUCUAAAAACAAACUUAUGACUAACAAUGGAGCUUUUAAAUAUGGCCACAUCUGAAGUAUAUAUAACCUAAAUGCAUAUGAUAUAACAAUUUUUUAUUUUGUUAUAGGAGGUUAAGGAAUACUUAAUCCAAAGCUCAAGGUUGUUUAGAGGACAUUUGGCAUUCUUGGCCAGAUAUUAAGUGGACAGAUAAACUAAAGUUUACACACGUCUCACACAAAGGAAGAUGAAGCAGAGGCCAAAUAAAAUCCUCCAUUUAAAUAUACAUAAUCAGUAACCUUUUUCUUUUUUUUGCAACAAACAUCCAUCUCUCCACACAUGGUGAAAAUACACUUACAUCCAUGCACCAGCCUUAAGAUCAAGUAUAUUUAAAUAAAUAUUUACAAAGAUUUCACUAAAGCUAUAAAACGAAACAGCUGGGGACAUCAAGGAUAAGGGUGUGUUACUGGUUGAAUCUUACAACAACACACAUCCAGAUCAUAUUGCACCCUAAAAUAAAGAGAAGGGAAAAAAUGAAAUUGUACAAAAUUAAGUAUUUUAGGGCCAUUGAGAAUUUUUGCAUUGUGACAUUUUUUCAUUACAAUUAAACACAAUUUUACCACAAAAUAAUGCAUCCCAACAUUUUACUAGCAUGUUUGUUGUAAUUGUCAUAAAUCAUAAAUAAUUCUCAUUACUGUAAACAAUACAAUAUUACAGUAAAGAGAAUCUAAUUUAAUUCGGUAUUUAAAUUGACACUCACCGGCCACUUUAAUAAGUAGAUGUACGGGUGUAUCUAAUAAUGUGAUUAAUCAACCAAUUGUGUGGCAGCAGUGAGUGUAUAAAAUCAUGCUGAUACGGGUCAGGAGCUUCAACUGUUCACAUCAACCAUCAGAAUGAGGAAAAAAAUAUGAUCGAAAUGAUUUGGACCAUGGCAUGUUUGUUGGUGCCAGAUGGGCUGGUUUGAGUAUUUCUGUAAUUGCUGAUCUCCUGAGAUUUCCACAUGCAACAGUCUCUAGAGUUUACUCUGAAUUAUGCCAAAAAUCAUCCAGUGAGCGGCAGUUCUGCAGAUGGAAAUGCCUUGUUGAUGAGAGAGGUCAGCAGAGAAUGGCCAGACUGGUUCAAACUGACAGUUUAUUCUACAGUAACUCAGAUAACAGCUCUGUACAAUUGUAGUGAGAGGAAUAUCAUCUCAGAUUGCACAUGUUGAACCUUGAGGCGGAUGGGCUACAACAGCAGAAGAACAUGUUGGGUUCCACUUCUGUCAGUCAAGAACAGAAAACGGAGGCUGGAGAGGGGCUACCAUCUGUGUACCUCAGCAAAAAUCCAGAUUUGUCAUAGCAGCCGAUGUUUUUCCAAUCGUCUUCUGUCCAGAUUUUUGGGGAGCCUGUGCCCACUGCAGCCUCAGUUUCCUGUAAGCUGACAGUAGUGGUAACCGGAGAGGUCUUCUGAUGCUGUAUCCCAUCCGCCUCAAUGUUCGACAUGUUGCAUGUUCAGAAAUGCUUUUCUACAUAGAACUGUUUAUUUGGGUUACUGUCACCUUCCUGUCAGCUUGGACCAGUCUGGCCAUUCUCCUCUGACCUCUAUCAUUAACAAGCCAUUUCGCCCACAGAACUGCCGCUCGCUGGAUGUUUUUCCGCACCAUUCUCUUCACACUCCUUGAAUGUUGUGUGUGAAAAUCUCAGCAAACCAGCCCUUCCGGCACCAACAAUCAUGCCACGGCCGAAAUCCCUGAGAUUUCAUUUUUUCCCCCAUUCUGAUGGUUGAUGUGAACAUUAACUGAAACUCCUGACCCGUAUCAGCAUAGUAUGCACUGCUGCCACACGAUUGGCUGAUUAGAUAAUCACAUGAAUAUGUA